CUUAGCUAUUGAAGUUUACCUUGCAUCGAUUCAAGGCACCUCACUUUGUUUCCCCUUCAACCUUCCCCAAACAGCACAACCAACAAGACUCGGCUGAGAUUCUGAAUCAGUGAAACGCAAAAGCAGCUCCGAAAAUGACAGAGGCAGUGAUAAGAAAUAAACCGGGUAUGGCGAGCGUCAAGGACAUGCCGGUUCUGCAGGACGGUCCGCCGCCAGGUGGAUUCGCUCCGGUCCGGUACGCUCGCCGGAUCCCCAACAAGGGUCCCAGCUCAGUGGCCAUAUUCCUCGCCGCCUUCGGUACCUUCUCUUGGGGCAUGUACCAAGUCGGAAAGGGCAACAAGAUCCGCAGGGCGCUCAAGGAAGAAAAGUAUGCUGCUCGCAGAGCAAUACUGCCGGUGCUUCAAGCUGAAGAAGAUGAAAGAUAUGUCAAAGAGUGGAAGAAGUAUCUCGACUAUGAGGCGGAAGUCAUGAAGGACGUGCCUAAUUGGAAAGUUGGUGAGAGUGUCUACAACUCUGGAAAAUGGAUGCCCCCAGCAACGGGCGAGCUCCGCCCUGAAGUUUGGUGAUUCAUUUUUCAACUCCAGUUGCGUCUGCAGCUGGCUCCAGUUGGUUUGUUUUGUCUUAUUGCAUGGUUGCUUUGGUGGGAUGUCAUAGCUCUGUUGUGAAAUAAAAAUGCAGCAGAAAACCCUUAUUCACAUGUUUGCAAAUACUACAACAGUAAUUGUCUUAUUUUAUCCCCUUUAUCAUCA
This is a messenger RNA of Pyrus x bretschneideri (Chinese white pear), 749 nucleotides long. Its product is annotated as NADH dehydrogenase [ubiquinone] 1 alpha subcomplex subunit 13-A. NCBI's taxonomy places the organism in Eukaryota, Viridiplantae, Streptophyta, Magnoliopsida, Rosales, Rosaceae. The record is from RefSeq and is a predicted model, not a curated record. The transcript has 3 exons. Bases 135 to 566 code for a protein of 143 amino acids.